Molecule: messenger RNA, 450 nt
Organism: Entamoeba dispar SAW760
Lineage: Eukaryota; Evosea; Mastigamoebida; Endamoebidae
Exons: 1
Coding region: 1-450 (149 amino acids)
Source: RefSeq, a predicted model, not a curated record
AUGGGGAUCGGACCCAUGACCUUCUCUUUACGAGAGAGACGCUCUGCCACUGAGCUAAGCCGCCUUAUAUUAUUAUUACCUAUUUCUAUCUUUACACUUAGCUUAUAUAUAUUUAUUAUCUUCCCUAUUUAUUAUGUUAUUAUUUAUCAUCUUUUUACCUUUAUAUCUUUUUAUUACUUUAUUAUACAUCUACUAUACACUUCUUACUAUUACUAUUUCCUACUUAUUACUAUUUACUUAUUACUUCUUACAUUACUUCCAUUUCUUACUUAUUACUUAUUACUUCUUACUUAUUACUUCUUACUUAUUACUUCUUACAUCCUUUUACUACUUACUACUUACACCUACCCAUCUAUUCAUAACGGUUCCAUGGUGUAUGGGCAGCAUAUAAGAUUUUGGUUCUUAGGACCCCAGUUCGAAUCUGGGUGGGACCACUUUUUAUGUAUAUAA